GCGUGCCCACUCACUAUAGCAACCGCGAUCGGGGCGGAGUUGGUUGCCUUGGCGCGCGCGCUCUGCAAAAAAUAAAUAAAUAUAAAGCGUCUCGGCGGCAACAGCAGCAGGAGGUAGAUACUAUGCCAAAAUACAUAAGCCUUGACCAACAAUAUUCUCUAGCAUGUGAAGAACUAAAACACCCUGAAAACCCCUUCAUAGUCCGCAUUCUCCAAGAAGUAAAGCAGGACGAAGAAACGUUGAAAAAGAAAAUCACUAUAAAAAUUGCUGGAAAUAACCGCUUGAUACCUGUGCAGAAGGUGACAGAUGACGAUUUUCAAAUCCUGGCUACGAUUUUUACAAAUAAUAUGUUUCUUACAGGACUUGACCUGAGAUACAACCUUUUGAGUGACGCUGGCGCAGUACACAUUGCAGCUUUCCUUCAGGAUAAUCAUACUCUGCUGUACCUGAACCUGAUGUUUAAUGACAUUGGUACCAUGGGAGCAGAAUUCAUAGCUAAAUCAUUGCAUAGGAAUGAAACACUGCUUCACCUAAGAAUGACUGGCAACAAGAUUGACAACAAGGGAGGAAUGUAUUUUGCAGCAAUGUUGCAAGUUAACAACACUUUACAGAAGUUAGAUUUGGGAGACACAGAUCUGCGCACACAGAGUCUCAUAGCAUUAGCAACAGUUUUGAAUUACAAUAGUGCAAUCAAAGCCAUAAAUCUAAAUCGGCCAAUACUCUACAGCGAAGAGGAAGAGACCACGGUCCACACGGCCCUCAUGUUGAAAGUCAACUGCACUCUUGUUGAACUGCAUUUGUGUAAACACGAAAUGAAGAACUUUGGCAUGGAACGCCUGUGUGAUGCAUUGUAUGAAAACAGCACCCUGCGAUAUCUUGAUCUCAGCUGCAACAAAAUUACUCGGGAUGGUAUUAAAUUUUUGGGAAAGCUGUUAAAACACAACGCCACCCUGGAAAUCCUGGACCUUAAUUUUAACAGGAUAGAGGACGAUGGUGCUUUCUAUCUGAGUGAGGCCCUUACUACACAUAAUCGGACUCUUCAAGCGCUGGCAGUGACAAACAACAACAUAUCUGGGAAAGGACUGGUGGCCUUUGCAGAGUCAAUGAAAACAAACCUAGUUCUUUCCUAUAUCUACAUAUGGGGGAACAAAUUUGAUGAAGACUGCUGUGUGGCAUUUGCAGAGUUAAUUAAAAGCGGUCGCCUGAAACCAACUGGCACAGAUGUCGAUCCGUAUGAAGUGGAUGGGAACACGUACUUUGCCGAAGUCUCCCAUGGCCUUAAGAGGCACUAUUACUGGACACCGAGUUACGGACAGCCUGAUAACCACGAUGAGAAUGCCUCUCUGGCAAUAACUCCUGUUGCAGAAAACUUGUAAAUGCCUACAUAUUUUUUCUAAAGCCUUGGCAUCUUGGAGUUGUUGUUUUUAAAUAGUGUGUGCCUCAAACCUGCAACCAAUUACAUGUAGAGAACUGAUUUUAAAAGGUUUUGAACCAUAAAUACUCUAUUAAACUGAACUGGGAAAGUGCUGGAUCCCUGACUAGCGACAGCUAAUUUCAGGUCCCGUUGAAAGGUAAACUACCGGUGACUCCCUUGUUCCAGAGCUUUCAGUGAGUUCCAUAGGUUCUUAACUGCAUGGGGACCGUCAUGAGCAACACUUACUGUGAUAAUACAAAGCAGCCUGUUGAAGUGAUUUCAUACAGUUCAAACACUUAGAGGCUACUAAGGAAUGUUCAAUAGCUUGAAAGUAAGGCUCCUAUGCUAGGCAUGGUUCUUUGGAAAUAAAGCACCAUAUAAAUCAACAUGAUGCCAAUGUAAGUGUUUUUAGGAUGUUUAUUAUUUAUAUUAACAUUUGUCUACGCAAAUGAAUUCAUUGAAGCCGACUGUGGGGUGGGGGAGCAUGGGCAAGAAGGAAGUUGUGACAGUGCAGCAGUGCAAGGCUUAUGGCUCAUGACUUAGACUGAGACACAACAUUAUUUUCAAAGAAUAUAGGUUUUCCAGCUAUUAUGAAUGACAAAUUUUGUUUAAAAAAUAAGCUACAUUGGGGGCGGGGCAGGGUAAUCUAAAUGAUGUUCAAUAAAGUUUGUUCUGAUCUGUUAA
Molecule: messenger RNA, 2098 nt
Organism: Podarcis raffonei (Aeolian wall lizard)
Lineage: Eukaryota; Metazoa; Chordata; Lepidosauria; Squamata; Lacertidae
Gene: LRRC34
Product: leucine rich repeat containing 34
Exons: 11
Coding region: 123-1376 (417 amino acids)
Molecular function (GO): protein binding
Source: RefSeq, a predicted model, not a curated record